Messenger RNA from Coregonus sp. 'balchen', 1370 nucleotides. Lineage: Eukaryota; Metazoa; Chordata; Actinopteri; Salmoniformes; Salmonidae. The record is from the annotation of a GenBank genome assembly.
AUGGGAUUGAAGCUGAUCUCCAAAGUUGCCAUGUCCAGUGAAUCUGAGUAAGUAUUUACAUGAAUUAUAUAAAUGACCCAUUACGAUGUCUUGUAAAUGUUGUUACAAAUGGCUAACAUAUUUUUGUUAUUUUCCCUUUUUCAAGUAGUGAGACUGCAUGCCCCUCCUGCGCAAGCACACGUUAUGGAACAGGAGCAUUGUCCAGCAGCCAAAGGUUGGAUGAGGCACAGGCCUUGAACCUCUUCUAUCAACACUUCCCUGUCACAGUUGAUGGACAAUCAAUCAAGAAGAAGGACAGACUACUGAUUGCAGGAAGGCAUGAGAGAUACUGUUAUGACAAGUGGAGAAGCCAGCAAGAGAAAAUGAGAUGGGAUUAUGUGAUCGGUAAAAUGCAGCUAAAAUACAGUAAACUGAAUACAAUUUGAUCAUAUUAGGUAUUAUGAGAAUGUACUUGAUUUAGUCACAUAACUACGACUGUAAGUAGUCCUGGAUAAGGGCUUCUGCUAUUGAAUUAAAUGAAAUGAAUAAUAACACAUUUAUGUUUGUCUUUGCAUUGUUACAGCUCACUUCCCCAGAAGAGAACCCACUGCCAGUCAAGUAGAGAUAUACAUUGAAUGGCAGAACUGGGAGAAGAACAAAGUGAAGGUGGAGGAUGUCCUUCGUUACUGGCAACCUUCAAGCAACACUGACACAACAAAAGACAACAAGGCAAUUAUGAAGCUGGUGAAGUCCCAGAAGUGGAAAGGACUGUACAUUGCCAGUGACCCUGUCAUAGGAAGAAAGGUCAUGACGACACAGACAUUUGCUAAAGGGGAAGUCGUCUGUGACUACCACGGUCUCCCACUCUCAGGGAAGCAGGGGAAAUAACUUUUGGCAGCAACAGAGGAAGACGUGGUCCUCUGUAGCUCAGCUGGUAGAGCACGGCGCUUGUAACGCCAAGGUAGUGGGUUCGAUCCCCGGGACCACCCAUACACAAAAAAAAUUAUGCACGCAUGACUGUAAGUUGCUUUGGAUAAAAGCGUCUGCUAAAUGGCAUAUUAUUAUUAUUAUAUUAUAAGACGAGAUGGGGUACCUUUUACAUCUACAAGGAUGCAUCAGGGAAAACGUGCUACAUAGAUGCCAAGACUGUGCCCUGCCCUUGCCACCCAGAGAUGGACACAAUUGGACGGAGGAUCAACCACUCCAGAAAGAGAAGCAACAUAAAGGGUCAGCUUCAGCAACUUGAAGAGGAUGGCAACAUGUGGAACGUUAUCCUUUUCAUUGCCAACGAGACAUUCCGGUGCAGGAAGAACUGUUAUUUGACUAUGGGGUGUAAAGAAAAUAUUUUGGUGGAGAAGGAGAAGAUUUGGAAUGGCUUGACAGCUAGGCCA